Symphalangus syndactylus (siamang) is the source of this 708-nucleotide messenger RNA. RefSeq names its product large ribosomal subunit protein uL29-like. Gene Ontology annotation, biological process: translation; maturation of LSU-rRNA from tricistronic rRNA transcript (SSU-rRNA, 5.8S rRNA, LSU-rRNA). The record is from RefSeq and is a predicted model, not a curated record. Gene Ontology annotation, molecular function: mRNA binding; structural constituent of ribosome. Gene Ontology annotation, cellular component: cytosolic large ribosomal subunit; ribosome. NCBI's taxonomy places the organism in Eukaryota, Metazoa, Chordata, Mammalia, Primates, Hylobatidae.
AUGGACGUCUGGGUGGCUUCCACCUUGUGGCUGUUGGCAAUUGUGCCGCUGUGCACCUGCGUGUGCAAGCUUCUGUUUGAGUCCCUCCUGUCCGUCCUUGUGGGUGUGCAUCCAGAGAUACUACAGUACAGCGGAGAAGGUGGCACUUACCAGCGAGACUUCAUCCAGGAAGAGAAAUGGAGCAGGGAAGAAAAGGCUGAGAAAGUGGUGCAUGAGCAGCAUCCUGGGAGACAGGAAGGGAAGGAGCCACGCUGUGGCCUGAGGCAACAGCUCUUUCCCCCGGAGCGAGCGGCGGCGGUGGCCUGUGCAGCAACGGCCAAGAUCAAGGCCCAAGACCUUCUCGGGAAGAAGGAGGAGGAGCUGCUGAAACAGCUGGACGACCUGAAGGUGGAGCUGUCCCAGCUGCGCGUCGCCAAAGUGACAGGCAGAGCGGCCUCCAAGCGCCCUAAAAUCCGGAUCCGAGUCGUCCGCAAAUCCAUUGCCCGUGUUCUCACGGUUAUUAACCAGACUCAGAAAGAAAACCGCGGGAAAUUCCACAAGGGCAAGAAGUACAAGCACCUGGACCUGCGGCCUAAGAAGACACACGCCAUGCGCCGCCCGCUCAGCAAGCACGAGGCGAACCUGCCGAUCAAGAAGCGGCAGCAGAGGGAGCAGCUGUCCCCAACGCGGAAGUGCGCGGUCAAGGCCCAAGUGGCGCGUUGUCAAUAA